Hipposideros armiger (great roundleaf bat) is the source of this 1235-nucleotide messenger RNA. RefSeq names its product zinc finger protein 425 (gene ZNF425). The record is from RefSeq and is a predicted model, not a curated record. The annotation marks the transcript as partial. The transcript is spliced from 2 exons. Lineage: Eukaryota; Metazoa; Chordata; Mammalia; Chiroptera; Hipposideridae.
GGGGUGGGAAACCCUUCGCGUGUAGUGAGUGUGGGAAGGCCUACACUCAGCAGUAUCAGCUCACUGAACACAUGCGAAUCCACAGUGGGGAGAAGCCCUUCCAGUGUCCGGAGUGUGACAAGAGCUUCUCCUGGAAGGCCUCCAUGCAGUCCCACCAGUGGCUGCACAGGGGCGAGAAGCCCUUCGUGUGUAGCGAGUGUGGGAAGGCCUACACGCAGCAGUAUCGGCUCACGGAGCACAUGCGGACCCACAGUGGGGAGAAGCCCUUCCAGUGUCCGGAGUGUGACAAGAGCUUCUGCACAAGGGGAAGUUUGAGGGUCCAUUUGCUCACGCACGAUGGACAGAAGAAGCCCUUCACGUGUCCUGACUGUGGCAAAGGCUUCCUCCAAAAAAGACGUUUGGAAACCCAUCUGCACAAGCACAGAGGGGAGAGGCCUUUUUCUUGUGAUGAGUGUGGAAGGAGCUUUACAUACACGGGGGCACUUGACACCCAUAUUGCUGCAGUACACGCCAGGGAAAAACCCUUCAGUCUCUAGUGCAGUCAGUGUAAGAAGAGCUACUUUGUGAAGUGCAGACUGAUCGCUCACCAGGCCGUGCACAUGGGGCAGCGGCCCUUCCAGUGCCCCAAAUGUGACAAGACCUUCCGGUAUAAAGCCAUUUUGAAGAAGCAUCAGUGUUUGCACAAAGGGGAGAGGCCAUUUUCCUGUCAGGAGUCUGGCAAGAGCAUUACCCGGACCUCUAAGCUCUCGUGUCACAGCAGAGUCCACAACGGGCAAAAGGACCUCUCUAGUGCUGAGUGCAAAGAGACCUUUCCUCAGCAGUGUAGGCUCAGGGAGCAGCUCAGGGUCCACAGCAAGGAAAAGCCAUUCUCCUGCGCCGAGUGCAGCCGGAGCUUCUGCCACCACUCGGACCUCACUGAGCACAAGAGGCUUCACACUGGGGAGAAGCCAUUCCAGUGUCCAGAGUGCGGCAAAAGCUUUCCCCAGAAGGCUGCCAUGAAGGCCCACCAGAGGAUACACAGUAGGAAGAAGCUAUUUUCUUGUGACCAAUGUGAUAAGAAAUUCACCCAGAAGACCAAACUCACUGAGCACGUCACAGUUCAUACGGGAGAGAAGCCCUUCCCAUGUCCGGAGUGUAAGAAAAGUUUCCGCCUAAAAAGAAGCCUAAAAGCUCACCUGUUUCUGCACACUGGGAAGAAGCCCUUCCCAUGUCCGGAGUGUGGGAGGACCUUCUCC